AUGGAACCAGUCGGAGAGGACGUAACUUCUUCCCAAGCGUGUGGGAAUGGGACACCGAAGACGCCAGACACAACAACAUUAGACAACGAGCAUAAUGAAAAAAAUAGUACAAUGAUUGAAGCCGAACGAGAAAGAAACAAAAGUAUUCUAAGACGGCUUACCAAGACGUCAUUACUGGAGUUGUGCGAAGAAAACAGCGUUGGUGAAUUUCACUUGUUUGAAGAAUGUCAGGAAAAGCAUUGCUUAAUUGUGAAACAAGUGUUUCGUUUGAUGACAGAUCUUGUACAGAAAUGCUCAGAAAUUGAUCCGAGAUUCGAGAGUAAACUUUUUUGGACAGGGAGUAGUGCAGAAGGAACGAAAAUGUGGUUACCUGAUGAAUUUGAUUUUUUAAUGGAGCUUGUGGUAUUGCGAGGAAACUGUGAAUACGAUAAUUCUUCCGUGUUUUUAUCAAAACUUUUUCUUAAAAAAGAAUGUCAGAAAUUGUGGUCAAAACUAUGUUUUACUAAUAAAGAUUAUAAAGAUCCAACCACCCUUUCUCCCUUAAAGCUGAAGAAUCGCUUCUCAAUUUUGGUAAUGGAUGCUGUUUCUCUCCUGGAUAAAAACAAGUACCAGAAUAUUCGAUUUGACGACAGGUAUUAUUUAAAAAACACCAGAGUUGGAAUCAAUAUUACAAUUUAUUGGCUGGGAGAAAAAUACAAGAAUAUGAAAAUCGAAAUUGAUUUGACCGUGGGAGUUCCAUUAGUUCUAACUGAGAUACAGUUAUCAAAUUAUCGUGAGCACAGUGUUGGGAAAUUGCUUGAUAACCGUAUUCACGUUAUUCCUUACAUGAAAUAUAAUGUCUUUUGGCGACCUUCGUUUUCGCUUUCAGAAUUUCAAAUGUUGAAAAAUUUAACUAGAAAACAGGUCACACUUUACAAAUGUCUAAAGUUCUGUCGCGAUAUUUACGAUCAAUAG
Messenger RNA from Paramuricea clavata, 954 nucleotides. The record is from the annotation of a GenBank genome assembly. Lineage: Eukaryota; Metazoa; Cnidaria; Anthozoa; Malacalcyonacea; Plexauridae.